GUGGCUACGCCAGCGAGGGGAGCUGCUGCCGAGGCUGGGCAGCCAGGCUGGGCCCUAGCCAGGGCAGGAGGACCAUGUGAGCGGGGCUGGAGGGCUCCCAGGUUGGGCAGGGACCAUGGGCUGUAGCUGCAGUUCAAAUCCCGAAGAUGACUGGAUGGAAAACAUUGAUGUGUGUGAGAACUGCCACUAUCCCAUCGUCCCCCUGGAAGGCAAGUCCAUGCUGCUCAUGCGGAAUGGCUCUGAGGUUCGGGACCCGCUAGUCACCUAUGAAGGCUCCAUUCCUCCAGCGUCCCCACUGCAAGACAACCUGGUUAUCGCCCUGCACAGCUAUGAGCCCUCUCAUGACGGAGACCUGGGCUUCGAAAAGGGCGAACAGCUCCGUGUCCUGGAGCAGAACGGCGAGUGGUGGAAGGCGCAGUCCCUGACCACCGGCCAGGAAGGCUUCAUCCCCUUCAACUUCGUGGCCAAAGCCAACAGCCUGGAGCCUGAGCCCUGGUUCUUCAAGAACCUGAGCCGCAAGGACGCCGAGCGGCAGCUCUUGGCGCCAGGGAACACGCACGGCUCCUUCCUGAUCCGGGAAAGCGAGAGCACCGCGGGUUCAUUUUCACUGUCGGUCCGGGAUUUUGACCAAAACCAGGGAGAGGUGGUGAAACAUUAUAAGAUCCGUAACCUGGACAACGGCGGCUUCUACAUCUCCCCUCGCAUCACUUUUCCCGGCCUGCACGAGCUGGUCCGCCAUUACACCAAUACUCCGGAUGGGCUGUGCACCCGGUUGAGCCGCCCCUGUCAGACCUCGAAGCCUCAGAAGCCGUGGUGGGAGGACGAGUGGGAGGUGCCCAGGGAGACACUGAAGCUGGUGGAGCGGCUUGGGGCAGGCCAGUUCGGGGAGGUGUGGAUGGGGUACUACAACGGGCACACGAAGGUGGCCGUGAAGAGCCUGAAGCAGGGCAGCAUGUCUCCGGACGCCUUCCUGGCAGAAGCCAACCUCAUGAAGCAGCUGCAGCACCAGCGGCUGGUCCGGCUGUACGCGGUGGUCACCCAGGAGCCCAUCUAUAUCAUCACAGAAUACAUGGAAAACGGCAGCUUAGUGGAUUUUCUCAAGACCCCUUCAGGUAUCAAGCUGACCAUCAACAAACUCUUGGACAUGGCAGCCCAAAUUGCAGAGGGCAUGGCAUUCAUUGAAGAACGGAAUUAUAUCCACCGCGACCUGCGGGCCGCCAACAUCCUGGUGUCUGACACCCUCAGCUGCAAGAUUGCCGACUUUGGCCUCGCACGUCUCAUUGAGGACAACGAGUACACGGCCAGGGAAGGCGCCAAGUUUCCUAUUAAGUGGACAGCCCCAGAAGCCAUUAACUAUGGGACAUUUACGAUCAAAUCGGAUGUGUGGUCUUUUGGGAUCCUGCUGACCGAGAUUGUCACUCAUGGCCGUAUCCCCUACCCAGGGAUGACGAAUCCUGAAGUGAUACAGAACUUGGAACGUGGCUACCGCAUGGUGCGCCCUGACAACUGCCCGGAAGAGCUGUACCAACUCAUGAAACUGUGCUGGAAAGAGCGCCCAGAGGAACGGCCCACCUUUGACUACCUGCGUAGUGUGCUGGAGGACUUCUUCACGGCCACGGAGGGCCAGUACCAGCCCCAGCCUUGAGCAGUUGGCCCCGGGGGACUCCCCCUUCUUGCCAACCUGGCUUGGGGGAAAUGGAGUUUGUAUGUCAAACCUUCAUGGCCCAUGCACAUGGACUCUGCACACAAAUCCCGCCCAUGUGCAACACAUAUGCAUCUUGUGUCUUACACACAUAUCCUGUACUUGCAUGGUUGCAUAGGCUUCGCACAUGUAUGUUGUUCAUGUGUAGCCUGUGUGUGUGUGUUCCUGGGAUACUGCCCACGGUGCCACUUUCUGAGCAUUCUUUUUUCCUGAUUCCACAGAGAUGGGAGAGAGUCCUGUGACUGACAGCAGCUUCUGCCCCCCCCCCCCACUUUUCUUUGCCCAAGUCCUUCAGAAGCUCCUUCUGGGUUAGGACCUUAUCCGAUAUCUCUGGGUGCUCCUCCUUGGUGCCUGGCACCUAUUAGGAGCUUAAUAAAUGUUGAUAGGGUAAAACAUC
Ochotona curzoniae (black-lipped pika) is the source of this 2099-nucleotide messenger RNA. RefSeq names its product LCK proto-oncogene, Src family tyrosine kinase (gene LCK). The coding region runs from base 116 to 1645 and encodes 509 amino acids. Gene Ontology annotation, molecular function: ATP binding; signaling receptor binding; non-membrane spanning protein tyrosine kinase activity. The transcript is spliced from 13 exons. Gene Ontology annotation, biological process: innate immune response; B cell receptor signaling pathway; protein phosphorylation. The record is from RefSeq and is a predicted model, not a curated record. Lineage: Eukaryota; Metazoa; Chordata; Mammalia; Lagomorpha; Ochotonidae. Gene Ontology annotation, cellular component: extrinsic component of cytoplasmic side of plasma membrane.